Messenger RNA from Zootoca vivipara (common lizard), 3985 nucleotides. RefSeq names its product acyl-CoA dehydrogenase short/branched chain (gene ACADSB). Lineage: Eukaryota; Metazoa; Chordata; Lepidosauria; Squamata; Lacertidae. Gene Ontology annotation, cellular component: mitochondrion. Gene Ontology annotation, molecular function: acyl-CoA dehydrogenase activity; flavin adenine dinucleotide binding. The record is from RefSeq and is a predicted model, not a curated record.
AGGAGGAGGGUUCCAUUGGGAGCCAGAAGUGCGUUGCGCGGCAGGCUUUCCGUAAAGGUGGGCAGAAGUUCCCUCUUUGGGUUCCUCCAGCAAGUUCGGUGUCCGCUCAGCCUUCGGAGAGAGAAGCUGCGGCGGCAGACGGGAUGGCGGCGGCGGCGGCAGGGGCUCUGUCUUCGCUCAGGCGCUGCGGGAAGCUGAGAUGGAAUAUGCUUCCAUGCAUAAACUUUUGCAUGAGGCAACCCAGUUCCUUUAAAUCUUCCAAAUCUGAGGCUUUACCAAACCUAGCCAGUGAGGGAGUAACCUGUGCUCCACUUCAGACAUUUACAGAAGAGGAGAUCAUGAUCAAAGAAACGGUGAAAAAGUUUGCUCAUGAGCGAGUUCUACCAUUAGUACAGAAAAUGGAUGCUGAUGCAAAAAUGGACGAUUCUAUUCUACAAGGCCUAUUUGAACAAGGGUUGAUGGGUAUUGAUCUUGAUCCCAAAUAUGGAGGAACUGGGUUUUCUUUUUUUUCCAAUAUUCUGGUGGUUGAGGAGUUGGCCAAGGUUGAUCCAUCUGUAGCGCUUAUGUGUGAACUCCAGAAUACCUUAACCAAUAAAUUGUUUACGACGUACGGCACAGAAGAACAAAAGCAAACCUAUUUGCCUAGACUGGCAAAAGACAUGAUUGGCAGCUUCUGCCUUUCGGAGCCUGGUUCUGGCAGUGAUGCAUUUUCCUUGAAGACUCGUGCUGAAAAGAAGGGGGACUACUAUAUCAUCAGUGGGUCAAAGAUGUGGAUUAGCUUUGCUGAGCAUGCAGGAGUGUUUUUGGUGAUGGCAAAUGCCAACCCUUCCGCAGGCUAUAGAGGAAUUACCUGUUUCAUAGUAGACCGUAAUACAGAGGGCCUACACAUAGGAAAGAAGGAGGAUAAACUGGGAAUCAGAGCCACAUCUACAUGUCCUGUAACAUUCGAAAAUGUGAAGGUUCCUGUGACCAACGUGCUUGGGCAGGUUGGGCAGGGCUAUAAGUAUGCCAUUGGAAUGCUCAAUACAGGAAGGAUAGGAAUAGCUGCACAGAUGUUGGGAUUAGCACAAGGAUGUUUUGACCACACCAUCCGAUAUACAAAGGAGAGGUCCCAAUUUGGAAAAAUCAUAUUUGAUUUUCAGGGAAUGCAACAUCAGAUUGCUCAAGUGGCUGUACAGAUAGAAGCUGCAAGAUUGUUAACCUACAAUGCAGCUCGACUUGCAGAAAGCGGAAGGCCAUUCAUAAAAGAGUCAAGCAUGGCCAAGUAUUAUGCAGCGGAGGUUGCUACUCUAACAACAAGUAAAUGUAUUGAAUGGAUGGGCGGAGUUGGCUUCACAAAAGAUUAUCCUAUUGAAAAAUAUUACAGGGAUUGCAAGAUUGGUACCAUAUAUGAAGGAACCUCAAAUAUCCAGCUGAACACAAUUGCAAAAUGCAUUGCUCAAGAAUACUGAAAUUCAAGAGAUUUAAUUACCGCUGCAGUACCUGUCAGAAUCAUGGGUUAUCUCUUCAUGUCCAAUUUCUAAGACAAAAUAAGAAAAAUUGUGGUACUUUUAAAUAUGUACAAGACUGCAGCAUAAGUGGCUAGACUGUUACACUUCAGUAAUGUACCAUAAUAACUAAUUUUCCCAACUACAUAAUGAUACUGGGUGUUGAAAUCAGCCUUCUUCUGUAUCUACACAUUGGGGUUUGUAGAACUGGUAACUUCAGUUGAUUCUGGGCUAUCAAGGCUUCUCUGCUUUUCCAUGUGGGCUCUUUGAACUUUUGCACCUGCCUAUCAAGAUCCAACACAAAAAUAUAUAAACUGAAAAAGAACGUAUCCAAGAAAUCUCUGAAAUUCUAUUCACACAAGUGUGAUGGCCCUGAUCACAUGGGAGCUGUAAUGAAGUUACACUAAAAAAUACCCUACAACCCAUAGAUGUCGGUGAACUACACAAGUAUCAAUGGUAGGUGCUUGAAAACAUGGCCUAAACACUCUGGGCGGCUUCCAACAGAAUACUAAAACACAAUAAUCCAUUAAGCAUUAAAAGCUUCCCUAAACAGGGCUGCCUUCAGGUGUCUUCUAAAAGUCUGGUAGUUGUUUUUCUCUUUGACAUCUGGUGGGAGGGCAUUCCACGGGGCGGGUGCCACUACCGAGAAGGCCCUCUGCCAGGUUCCCUGUAACUUGGCUUCUCGCAGCGAGGGAACCCGGGCAGAACGAUGGGGGUGGAGAUGCUCCUUCAGGUAUACCAGAUCGAAGCCGUUUAGGGCUUUAAAGAUCAGCAUCAACACUUUGAAUUGUGCCCGGAAAUGUACUGGGAGCCAAUGUAGGUCUUUCAAGACCAGUGUUAUGUGGUCUUGGCAGCCGCUCCCAGUCACCAGUCUAGCUGCCGCAUUCUGGAUUAGUUUAGUUUCCAGGUCACUUUCAAAGGUAGCCCCACGUAGAGCACAUUGCAGUAGUCCAAGCGGGAGAUAACUAGAGCAUGCACCACUCUGGCAAGACAGUCUGCAGGCAGAUAGGGUCUCAGCCUGCAUCCCAGACGGAGCUGAUAGACAGCUGCCCUGGACACAGAAUUGACCUGCGCCUCCAUGGACAGCUGUGAGUCCAAAAUGACUCCCAGGUUGCACACCUGGUCCUUCAGGGGCACAGUUACCCCAUUCAGGACCAGGGAGUCCUCCACACCUGCCCACCUCAUGUCCCCCACAAACAGUACUUCUGUCUUGUCAGGAUUCAACCUCAAUCUGUUAGCCGCCAUCCAUCCUCAGGCUCCAGCCACCUCCAGAAUAAGCAAUGUUCUGAAGUGGAUGAUGGGGGUGGGGAGGAAGCCUACUUUGUGUUAGGUAAUGCACACAUUUUGGAAGAAGCACAACACAUUAAAAGGCACCCCCAAAAAGAGGAGACCAGAAAUCCAGCAGGCACAAGUUGAAUUUUUGGUUGUUUCUGCCAUCUUAGAAGAGGCAUUCUCCUCUGUGUGACAGAAGAUGUGAUCUUUCUCUUCGAUGAUUCAUUUAUUUCCCACCUUUCUUAUCUUAUGGUUUCAUGUGGUUUCCAGGCAGUUUCCUCUCCAGGCACCAGCCAGACCCAGACCUACUUGGCUUCAACCAAGUGGUGGCCUCAUGUGCCUUCCCUCUGCAGCCUGGGAGUGCUGCCUGUAUUCUUUUUUUAAAGAAAUGCUUGUAUUAAAAAAAUAAUUGCAACGAUCUGCAAGUUUAAUAGAGCCAUCUUUAAAAUUUAUUAAAAUGUUUCAGAUGGAGUAAUCUGAUUGACAAAACAUUGCAGCCCCAGUAAUAAGUGGUAGCAUUACUCUUUAAUCUGGCAGUAAUUGGCUAUACCAUUUCGGUGACAAUGUCCCCACUGUGCCUUCAAUCAAUCUAGCUGUAUUAAAAAAUAUGGAAAGCUUGUCCUUGUUACAUUUGGACUCCCUUCGUGGGUUUAGAACAAGUAUAGCCACAUAGUCCAUUUAUACGAUGUACAAAGCUGCUCAUGAAAACUGUCCAGCUACCGUACUUGAUUCAACAUACUGUUCAUGCCUCUGCUUUUGCUAUACAGUAUAUCUGUUACAGUGCCUGCAUUUGCCUCUUUCUUUUCUUGAGGGGCUCUGGGUCUUUUAACAUCUGCAUGUCAGUCAGAGAUUCAGCAGGCAGAACUUUCCUUUCCUUAUAACAACUCAUGCCUGGGAAAGCUUUCUUUAAAUUCUCGCUAGGAGGCAGCUUUUAAAAAGCAGAAAUCCACUUUCAGCAAGGGGGGAAUGUUACAACCCUAACUUGAAAUGGCUUUUGCAUUAAGCAUCUAGCAUACAAGUUUUUAUCACUUUGAACUGUGUGUUUAUUAUAUCUGCUUUGGGCUGUAUGCAGCUGAUCGGAAUCCGAUUCCUUCUAAAACCCUUGGUGAAUAUUUCAAGUUAAAGGCACAGUUUGUAUAAAGAGCAUCUCUAACAUGAAGUAUUUUUGUACAGCACGCUUACUGCGUGCAUUGUUACAAAUAUUUUUGUAUGUCUUCUACCAUGAU